AGAGUGCAAUCCAUCAAGCUGAAGAAUGGAUGCAGUGGAGUGGGUCGAGUCCUUCGCCAGAGGUAUUAUGUGCUUACUGGGUAUAGUGGGUAACAACUGGUUAGCCUUUAGCUCAUUACCAGGAUCCAAGUCUCAGCUGAAGACUAACGAUGCCCUCUUUAUCAAUCUGGCUGUGUCCAACCUCAUCACCAACUACAUGGUAGAUCUGCCUGACACCAUGGCUGACUUUGCUGGCCGCUGGUUCAUGGGUCUGACCUAUUGCCGAAUCUUCCGGUUCUGUGCUGACCUGUCAGAGACCAGCAGCAUCUUCUCCACCCUCUUCAUCAGUGUGUUCUGGUACCAGAAACUGGUGGGCUCCCUGAAGCGUGGAGGGGCUCCAAUCCGCUUGGACAACCUGCGUCUGGUUGCUGCUCUGUUGGGAGGAAGCUGGAUGGUGGCCAUCGUCUUCAGCAUACCCCAUAUAAUCUUUGUAGGCCUGGAGGAAGGAGAUGAGGCAGACUGCAUAGACAACUUUCCUUCUCCCACUGCCCACCAAAUCUAUGAGAUCCUGUAUCUAAGUUUGGCAAAUGCUCUUCCUAUUGCUGGCAUUGUCUUUGCCAGCAUCCAGAUCGUGGUCACUCUCUUGCAGAAUCAGCAGCGCAUCACAGGAAUAGGAGCUGGAGCAGUUGAGCCAUCACCGGACAAGCCACAACAAGAAGCACCACAUCCGACUGUCCCGGGCCAAGAACCACAGGGCUCCAACUCUCAGGCAGCUCAAGGUUCACUCACCGUUUACAAUGGAGUUCAACCGGGUGCUGUCCAACAGCAACCUCAGGUAACACCCAAAGCACAGGUGAAAAGCAGCCCCGGUCCCAGUGGCCAGGUGCGGGCAGCCAAGAGUGUGGUGGCUGUGGCCUCUGUGUUCCUGGUGUGUUGGCUCACACACCUGCUCCUCCGCAUCACCAGCAGUGUUAAGACAUCGGAGGUGGUGGUGGAGGUGGCCAGUUACAUUGCAGCGUCCUACACCUGCAUCAUCCCCUACAUCUUCCUGUACGGGGUGAAGAAACUCAACUGUACCUGCAGACGGUGAGCUGGACAUGGCCAUAAGCUGAGGAUCAGUGCUCCAGUGCGUGUAGGACUGUGUUCACACAGCACUGAGCAAAACUCAUGGUUGUAUGUAAUAUACUGUCAUGUAGAGUGAUGUAUAUCUUCCGAGAUAUUUUUUGGGCCAUUUCCAUGUGCCUGAGAAACAGCUGUUAAAUAUAACUGAUUUUAACGUCAAUUUUAUUUUAUAGGGAAAAAAUGUGCAUAAAUUGCAGUAUGCUCCAGAAUGUGGUUACCAUCACACCUGUAUGGGGAGAAGCUCAUUUCUGCAAAGAGUGUGCUGCAAGAUGGAUCAGAAUUUCUUAGAUUUACUGUGCUUGAGAAUCAAAAUAAUAAUAAAAAAGUUAAUAUGAGGUUUGAGAUCAAGAAUUGUAUGUGCUAAACACUGGUGUCAUCAUAGAUGUAUUUGGCAGGGGCUCAUUUCUAAAUUGCUUCUUUGUAAACAGGUUCACUAAGUGUUCCCCUGUUCACUGCUCAAUUAUGAACAAAUGGAUUCAGGGAAGCCUUACCUCUGGGCACGAUGACAAUUAAGAGAAAUUGCGUCAACAAAAUCAAGUGGGACACAAGUAAUUUUCCCAUUACAACUCUACUAGAUCUGACAGGUCCAAGAGGACAAAGCAAGGGCAUUAAAACGAAAUACUGGUCACCCCAGACACUGCUUAAACAAAUAUAUU
Messenger RNA from Clupea harengus (Atlantic herring), 1757 nucleotides. RefSeq names its product rhodopsin-like. The record is from RefSeq and is a predicted model, not a curated record. Gene Ontology annotation, cellular component: plasma membrane. Gene Ontology annotation, molecular function: G protein-coupled peptide receptor activity. NCBI's taxonomy places the organism in Eukaryota, Metazoa, Chordata, Actinopteri, Clupeiformes, Clupeidae. Gene Ontology annotation, biological process: neuropeptide signaling pathway.